AUGGGAGCGUGUUUAUCGCGAUGGAAAUAUUCGGAAGGAAUUGGAUGGUUUGAUUUACCAUUUGAUAUGCGAAGAUCAAUUAUUGAUUUAAUGGAUUUUAAAACAAGAGCCAAAUUUGCGCAAUGUUCAAUUGAUUGUUAUGAAGAAGUUGCGCAAACUCGAAAUUACAUCGAAGAAAUUACAAUAACUGGAUAUGAAGAAGAAGAAGAAGAUCGAUGGAUUAGUAUUUUUCUGUUUUCUUUGAAAAACCACAUAUGGUGUUGGUUCAGAAUAGAGGAAUUUAUUGAUUUGGAUGACAUUUCAUUCGAAUCAACGGGAAAAUUUGAAGUUAAAUGGAUAGUUAACGAUGAAAAUAUAUCAACAACAAUAUUUGAGAAAAUAGAUAUGAUUGAAAUUGUUUUGAAAUAUUUUAAUGGAUUAGUGAAGAAAAAUGCGAAAAGUUUGAAAAGUAUUGCAAUUCGUAUGGUUAGUUUUGUAUCCAAAGAAGAGAAAUUUGAAUGUAUUUAUUUUGCAGGAUGAUUUUCCUUAUAAUCGAACAAAUAUCAAAAAUCUGAAAUGUGAAAAUCUGAGAGAAUUGAAACUUUGUAAAAAUAAGCAUGGAAUCGACCCAAUUUUGAGCGGAUUUGUUGAUCUCGAUACAAUUUCUCGUCUUGAAUAUAAAAUCGAAGUUCCCAAUUUGAAAUUCGAUGAUUUGUUGAAAAUCAAAUCAAUGUAUCGGAAAUUAACCGAUCCAAUAUUUUCAUUUGAUGAUUUUGAUGAUUUUUUGAGACGACUUUUGGUUGAAGAAGAAUCUGAUGAACAAAUUAAAGAAAUUGAAUUGAAUUUGAAUGGAAUUGCAAUUGAAAAUCAUGAUAUUUUACUCCAAAUUAUCAGUAAAUAUACAGUAACUAUUGGUUUGAGAAUCAGAAAUGAUGGAACAUCAGAAUGGGAAGAUGUAAUGGGAUAUUUGAGAAAAUCAAAUAAGUGGAAACAUCAAAACCAUUGUAUACUUUUUAGAGAUAAUUGUUUUGAGUAUUUAAUGAUUGAAAAAUGA
Molecule: messenger RNA, 1033 nt
Organism: Caenorhabditis angaria
Lineage: Eukaryota; Metazoa; Nematoda; Chromadorea; Rhabditida; Rhabditidae
Source: the annotation of a GenBank genome assembly